AUGGCGACCAAGAAGAGCACAAGGAAAUAUGACAUGGGUGAAGUUGGCAGUGAUUUAUCAGAACAGAUUAAAGAAGCCACAAAGGACAAUCACUUAAAAGCUGAAAAUACAGAGCUGAUGCUGAGUUACCAAAGAGGAGAGAUCACCCUGCCACAGUACAAGCUCCUGCUGUGUUCCCUCCAUGAGAUCUACAAGGUGUUAGAAGAGGAACUAGAUAAGAAUUGUUCCCAUCCAGCGGUCGCACCGAUAUACUUCCCUCAGGAACUUGAUCGCCUGGAAUCCCUGGAGAAUGAUCUGGAGCAUUUUUUGGGCCCCGAUUGGAGCGGGAAAGUGAUUGUUCCCGCAGCAACACACAGAUACACUCAGAGGUUACGAGAGAUUGGUAAAGAUAAUCCUGGACUGCUGGUGGCCCACGCCUACACUCGAUAUCUCGGGGAUCUGUCAGGAGGACAAGUCCUAGGAAAAAUUACCCAGAAAUCUCUCAAACUGACAGGCAAAGAAGGCCUUUCAUUCUUCUACUUCCCUGCUGUGAGCAGUCCCAAUCGCUUCAAGCAGCUAUACAGGAGCCGCAUGAACGCUAUUGAGCUGACUGAGGAGGAGAGGGUGGCUGUUCUGAAGGAGGCAGUUCUAGCCUUUGAGUUUAACACUCAGGUUUUUGAUGACUUGCAGAAACUCUUGUGUGUCGCAACAGGACAACCUGAGACCAACUCUGAGAGUUUCCCCUUUGCUCCACUCAAGCGUUUCACUGUGGGCCUUUGUGUCACACUGGCUACUAUUGGAAUUGGAAUGUAUGUCAUGUAA
Messenger RNA from Nerophis lumbriciformis (worm pipefish), 801 nucleotides. Lineage: Eukaryota; Metazoa; Chordata; Actinopteri; Syngnathiformes; Syngnathidae. The record is from RefSeq and is a predicted model, not a curated record.